Messenger RNA from Suncus etruscus (white-toothed pygmy shrew), 2915 nucleotides. RefSeq names its product poly(A)-specific ribonuclease (gene PARN). The record is from RefSeq and is a predicted model, not a curated record. Gene Ontology annotation, molecular function: RNA binding; metal ion binding; poly(A)-specific ribonuclease activity. Gene Ontology annotation, biological process: nuclear-transcribed mRNA poly(A) tail shortening. Gene Ontology annotation, cellular component: nucleus; cytoplasm. Lineage: Eukaryota; Metazoa; Chordata; Mammalia; Eulipotyphla; Soricidae.
CGGUCCGCGGCUCCAACGGCCGUGCCGUGCGGAGCCACGCGGCAUCAUGGAGAUCAUUCGAAGCAAUUUUAAGAGUAACCUUCCUACAGUGUACCAGGCCAUCGAGGAGGCAGACUUCUUUGCCAUCGAUGGGGAGUUCUCAGGAAUAAGUGAUGGACCUUCAGUCACUGCAUUAACUAAUGGUUUUGACACUCCAGAAGAAAGAUAUCAGAAGCUUAAAAAGCAUUCCAUGGAUUUUUUGCUGUUUCAAUUUGGACUUUGCACUUUUAAAUAUGACCACGCUGAUUCAAAGUAUGUAACAAAAUCAUUUAACUUCUACGUUUUCCCAAAACCCUUCAGCAGAUCCUCACCAGAUGUCAAAUUUGUGUGUCAGAGCUCAAGCAUUGACUUUCUGGCGAGCCAGGGCUUUGAUUUUAACAAAGUUUUUCGCAAUGGAAUUCCAUAUUUAAAUCAGGAAGAGGAAAGGCAGUUAAGGGAGCAGUAUGAUGAGAAACGCUUACAGUCCAAUGGUGCAGGGACACUCUCCUAUGUCUCUCCGAACGCCUCCAAAUGCCCCGUGACGAUUCCUGAGGAUCAGAAGAAGUUUAUUAACCAAGUGGUAGAGAAAAUUGAAGGUUUAUUACAGAGUGAGGAAAACACAAACUUGGAUUUAGAGCCAUGUACCGGGUUCCAGAGAAAGCUAAUCUAUCAGACUUUGAGCUGGAAGUAUCCCAAAGGCAUUCAUGUUGAAACUUUAGAAACUGAAAAGAAAGAGAGGUACAUAGUUAUCAGCAAAGUAGAUGAAGAAGAGCGCAAAAGGAGAGAACAGCUGAAACACGCCAAAGAGCAGGAGGAACUGAAUGAUGCUGUGGGAUUUUCUAGAGUCGUGCAUGCCAUAGCUAACUCGGGAAAACUGGUCAUUGGACACAACAUGCUCCUGGACGUGAUGCACACUGUCCAUCAGUUCUACUGCCCGUUGCCCACGGACUUAAAUGAGUUUAAGGAGAUGACGACAUGUGUUUUCCCCAGACUCUUGGAUACAAAAUUGAUGGCCAGCACACAGCCUUUUAAGGAUAUCAUCAACAAUACAUCCCUUGCAGAAUUAGAAAAGCGGUUAAAAGAGAUACCUUUCAACCCUCCUAAAGUUGAAAGUGCAGAAGGUUUUCCAAGCUACGACACAGCAUCUGAGCAGCUUCAUGAGGCGGGCUACGACGCUUAUAUCACAGGACUGUGCUUUAUCACUAUGGCCAACUACCUAGGUUCUUUCCUCAGUCCUCCAAAAAUUCAUGUGUCUGCAAAAUCAAAGCUCAUAGAACCUUUUUUUAACAAGUUAUUUCUUAUGAGAGUCAUGGAUAUCCCCUACCUAAACUUGGAAGGACCAGACUUGCAGCCUAAACGUGAUCAUGUUCUCCACGUGACCUUCCCCAAAGAGUGGAAAACCAGUGAUUUGUACCAGCUCUUUAGUGCCUUCGGUAACAUUCAGAUCUCCUGGAUUGAUGACACGUCAGCAUUUGUUUCUCUCAGCCAGCCUGACCAAGUUCAGAUUGCUGUUAAUACCAGCAAAUAUGCAGAAAGCUACCGGAUCCAGACCUACGCUGACUACGUGGGCAAGAAGCAGGAUGAGAAGGCAGGUCAAAGAGGAAGUGGCAGAGAGGACGGUUGGAAGGAGGUUGAACGGAAGCACCUCAGCACGCAGUGCUUGUCUUAUGCCCUGCAGAACCACUUCUACCACACCAACAGCCUCACAGCCCCUGGCUCAGGAGGGAAGAGGAACAUGAGUCCCAGCCCCACGGAAGAGGACCCAGAGGCCAGCGUCCUUGGCGAGCAUUCUGAUGCUGAUCCCGAACAGACAGAGCCCUGUGCCGAGCCCCUCUCUGAGGGCAGGAAGAAAGCCAAGAAGUUAAAGAGAAUGAAGAAGGACCUCUCUCCCGCAGGAAGCUUCUCGGACAGCUCCACCACCCUCUUUGAAGUCCCUGACACGUGGUAACCGAGACCUGCAGGAACCUGCCCCUGCCACUGCUACCGUGGAGACCUCAGCGGCACAUCGGGAAGCAAAUGUGUGGGUGGAAUCAGGGUGCAUGGCACCCAGAGUGACUCCCUGGAAAAUCGUCCCAUUUUUAUUAGUGUGGCUGUGUUUCUUCUGCUCCUUUUUAAUAUUAACUCGUCUGCUCACCCUUGGCAUGGCUGUGAGUGAGCCUGGACUUGAGCUCUGAACCUGUAGCCCGUGUCUCCUGACUGUGAAGCCUUUCUCCUCAUGGAUCAGCGUGUUCGAGGAACUACCUGAUGGAAAUAGACAGGAAAAGUCGAUCUGGGGUUGGAUAGAGGGAGAUAGAACAGCGGGUGAGGCACUUGCCUUGCAAGCAGCCGAUGCAGAUUCAAUCCUGGGCACCGCAUGGUUCCCCCAAGCCCUGCCAGGAGCAACCCUUGAAUACAGGCUUACCCUCAAGCACCAUUGGAUGUAGCCUCUUGCCUCCCUCCCCACUCAUCUACCCCCUAAAAAAAAGUACCUCUUUAAAAAAGUAAACUGACUUUCCCAGAUGCUGCCAUCCUCCAUCCUAGUUUGGCAGUUGGAUUCUUCGGCGUUUUGUGUACAGGACCAGCCGUGUCUGCCCAUCUCAACACUGUUCGCACUCGAGGCUUUUUUCCACUAGGAAAACCCUUGAUCUGGGCCCAGGUGGGAAAUCAUCUUCCUUGCCAUUGGGGUUGGGGAAUUCUCACACCAGCAUGUGGGGUUGUUCACAACGAACUCUGUCCUCCAGCACUGGCCGGGCCUUCCCCAAGCUGUGUGUGUUGGGGAGACAGACAAGCAGCCUGACCCACAUCUCUGAGUCUGUGAGAUCAUUGUUUGCUAUUUAACAUUUUUGUACCAUAAAGUUGAAAAAUCUACAAAGGAAACUUGUGUUUCCAAAAGAGAAAAAUUAAAGACAUUUUCAUAA